Tetranychus urticae (two-spotted spider mite) is the source of this 3924-nucleotide messenger RNA. RefSeq names its product innexin inx2. Gene Ontology annotation, molecular function: gap junction channel activity. NCBI's taxonomy places the organism in Eukaryota, Metazoa, Arthropoda, Arachnida, Trombidiformes, Tetranychidae. Gene Ontology annotation, biological process: phototransduction. Gene Ontology annotation, cellular component: plasma membrane; gap junction. The record is from RefSeq and is a predicted model, not a curated record.
CUCUCCCUAUUUUCAUGAACUGUGAAUGUGUUAUAUAUUUUUGUUUUUUGUUAUCUCUUCAACUCUGUUGCAUAUUAACUUUAUUUUUGGUUAAUUUUAGUUUACAAGUGUUUUUUUCCUCUGUUUUUUUAUUUUGUAAAUGUAAUUAUCUAUAUUGAGACAGGAUGGUUCUCGAUUUGUUUGAUUCCCUUCGUAGUAUAUUGAAGAUAGAUCAAGUUCGUAUCGAUAAUAACGCAUUCCGUCUUCACUACAAAGCUACCGUCAUCCUUUUGGUUGCAUCAAGUAUUCUGGUUACAGGAAGACAAUAUUUUGGUGAUCCCAUAGACUGUAUACAACGAGAUGAUAUACCGCAAAAUGUUAUGGACACCUUUUGUUGGAUACAUUCAACCUUUACCUUACCCAAUGCUUUGGAUAAACAGGUUGGUGUCGAUGUUGUGGCUCCAGGAGUAGAUAAUUACAAGCCAGGAGAGAAAAAAGUUUACCAUAAAUAUUACCAAUGGGUUUGCUUUGUUCUUUUCAUUCAAGCCAUAUUUUUCUACAUUCCUCGAUAUUUAUGGAAAAUUUGGGAAGGUGGAAGACUACGAAGUUUGGUUUUAGGGUUAAACAAUCCCAUCAUUGGUGCUGAAGAACGAACCGAAAAUAUUGGUUUGCUUACACAUUAUUUAAAGACCAACUUGGGUUACCAUAACUCGUAUUUUUAUUGUUUUGUAUUUUGUGAGAUACUCAACUUUUUAAAUGUUAUCUUACAAAUGUAUCUUGUCGAUGCUUUCCUGGGUGGUGCCUUUUCAACUUAUGGCCUUGAAGUUCUUCGUUACAGUGAAAUGAAUCCAGAAGAAAGAGUUGAUCCAAUGGUUAAGGUUUUUCCUCGUGUCACCAAGUGUACCUUUCACAGAUAUGGUUCUUCUGGAGAUGUUCAGAAGCACGAUUCUCUUUGUAUCCUUCCAUUGAAUAUUAUUAACGAGAAAAUUUAUAUCUUCCUCUGGUUCUGGUUUGUUGUUUUAGCUGUUGUUUCUGGAUGGGUUAUCAUUGAGAGGAUGUUCAUCAUAUGUUUCCCUCAUUUCCGUUAUCUCUACCUCAGAUCAGCUGCACGUCUAGCUGAUCGUAAUCAUCUUCGAGAUGUUUUGGACUCUGCCAGAAUUGGAGAUUGGUUUAUGCUCCAUUUACUGGCCAAAAAUCUAGACUCUCUUAACUUUCGAGAGCUUAUCAAGGAACUAAGAGCUUCGCUUAGUAAAGAAGGAGAAAAGUUCAAACCUAGUGACCACCUCAUGUGAGCCCAUGAACACGGACAGCUAUCUAUAGACCUUAGUCAUGACUAUUUGUCCAAGAUUUUUUGACUUUCCAAGUAAUCAACUACUCAUCUUAUCGUUAAACAACCUACCUUCAUCUUUGAAAAUAUUGUUUUUUUUCACCCACUUUUUGUGUUCGCAUGAAACUAAAACCCCUUUCAAUAUUUACUUUUUUUUCAAAUCAUCAAAAUAUAAGCGAAACAAUCAACUCAACGCAUAUACUCGACAUUCAAUCAAAUUAUCAAAAAUCCAAAGAGACCUUACCAAAUAUUCUUGUUACUGCUUUUUCAUAAAUUUAUUCAUUAUUUUUCAAUCAAAUAUGAAUGAUGCAAUAGCUAUAAUUUAUCAAACAAAAUUUUGUAAGGAAAUAUUGGAAUACAAAAUGUCAUAUUAACUGCAACUCAUUGAUAAUGAUUUUGUCUAUUAAAAUGUGUCUACUGUUAUUUAAAACCAAACUCUAAUGAUUAGUGAAAAAAGAUGGAUUUUCAGACGCAAAUGAAUGAAAGAAACAUUGUAAACAAACAGUUUAACAUCAAUCAACAAAUGACAAAUAUUUUGUCUAACUAUACCAAAAAGUGACGAUUGAGUUAUACGAGACGUAAGCCACCAACAAAAAAACUGUAACACAUAAGAAGGGGACUAAUAAUCAAUCAAUCUCAUGCGACAGUUGACAUCAAUUGACACGUUAAAUGAAUCGACAAUGAAAAAUCAUACAAUCAGCACAUGGUAUCUUAAUUAAGGUCGUUUGAUUUCAUAGAAUUGAGAUGAAAGUGUAUUUCCAUUGAUGAACAAGAAGAGGCAGAAAGACAACAACAAAGAGUAUUGAUUCAGUAUUUUACCAUUGAAUUGGGAACGAAAGAGCUCAAUAAGUACCUCUUUUGUAUUAUCAAAUAAACAGAUCUCAAUUAAAUCAAGAGUUAUGAUGAUCAGGAGGAAGGGUUUCAAAUUGAUGAGGAAAACAAACAAAGCUCAUAAUCUUAACACUCAUUUUUUACCCAUAGAAAAAACUGAAUCACCAUUAAUAACUCAAAGUCAAGUCUGUUGUAUUCCUGAUCACUAAUCACUUAUCCAAAUCGUCUUAUCCCUGGAUAAGUAUGAAGAUGGCAAAGAUACUUGAGAAGGAAUGAGAAUGAAGACAUAAGACCAAGAUAUGAUUUUAAAAUAUUAAUAAAUCGAUUGAUUAUCAUGAGUACUUGAUGAGUUUCCACCUGUGAAUUGAUUAGAGCCCAACUGGUGUAUAUAAGGUCCAAUAAUUUUGCCAGACUUGUUCAAUCCGAAUCAUCGAUCAUCACCUCAACUUGACUAAUUAGUAUUCAAUACACAAUUGUAUUCACUUUUCUUGUUCCUUUUGACUUUCUCUUGUGUCUUUCCACUGUAUUGGUUAUUUCAUUAUUUGAAACCUUUCAUAGAUUUAUAUUAAUUUUUUCAUUAUAUUUUCUUGAAUUCAACAUCCAAACCUUAUGUACUUAUGCUGAAAAAUCAUUCGGAGAGUUUGAAAUCCUUGGUUGACCUUUUCAGUCAAAUCGAUAGUCUUCGAGGAAACUCUGGUAACGUCUUAGAGCUCCGUGUUUUAACCCAAAUUCACCAUAUUCCUUGAACACUUCAGUCUUGCGGUGGACAGUUGUUUUUACACAAUCUAGUUGAUCGUCUUAAACGUUGCUAACUCUUCUUCAAAUUAAUCAAAAAUUUGUAAAACAACCCAAAAAACUUCUAGUUAGUCAAAAGUAUAACAAGUUGGAAGAAGCUGUCUUUGUUUCCUCGAUCUUUCUCAGUCUCUCUUUCUUUGGUGUAAUAACCUUAGUGACUAACGGUGUAAAAGUAAGAGUCUCUCCUUUCACCCAACAACUGGCAGCCAUAUUUGAUCGCAUUUAAAGAUUCUUCCAUUAAAUUGUAACAAAAUUAUUGAUAUUCAUUUGUGAACUUGGACCACACCUUGAACAAUCAACCAUGCCAAUCUGUAAAGAUCAAGUUUUAAUUUUAAACAACUAUGACCACAGUCGAGAGCCCACACUUGAAGAGACAAAGUGUCCCAAAUUUACAGCCUUGGAUAACUAUUCAACAAGACCCACAAUUACACCCUGGAGUCAAGCAAAGACCCAAAACAACCAAACCAGUAUAAAUGAGUCUGCCAACCCAUGGGGUCCAAUGUUUAAAGAUCGAAGUGAUUUCAUUGAUGCCCAUUUUGCCUAAAAUCACAACCAAAUCAACAUAUUUUCAAUCUCGUUUAAACGUUAUAUUCAAAUGUACCUCUCCAUAAUGGGAUGCAAAAAAGUUCAAUUUUACACUAGAGAUUUAAACGGGUCUAUAAACAUUUAUAUCCAUAUGUUGAUUCAAUUUUUUAGAUUGGAUAAAGUAAAUUUAUUUUAACGGACUGACCAUUCCGAUUUAUGUUAGUUUCUAACCAACUAUAUGAAUUAUCGACAAAAUAGAUUAAAUUUAUCGUAUACUUAUUCACCCAUUUCCCACUUAUUCAACCAAAAUUGAAAAUGUUAUCCUUAUAUUAGUUUCCCUUUACCUUUCCCUAAAUGCAAUGACUAUGCUAAUAACGAUCUGUCAACAGACUUGCUGGUAAAAAAAUUAUUUGAUUGCUUAGCAGAGUUUAAAUGAAUUAAAGAUCACCACUAAUUGCUGUGUUCAA